Orbicella faveolata is the source of this 1833-nucleotide messenger RNA. RefSeq names its product acid-sensing ion channel 2-like. Gene Ontology annotation, molecular function: ligand-gated sodium channel activity. Gene Ontology annotation, biological process: sodium ion transmembrane transport. Gene Ontology annotation, cellular component: plasma membrane. The record is from RefSeq and is a predicted model, not a curated record. Lineage: Eukaryota; Metazoa; Cnidaria; Anthozoa; Scleractinia; Merulinidae.
ACAAACUAUCGUAUUAAUAUCGCAAAAGGCCGCUCGUGCGUCAAAAGUAAUUCCAAAGCAAAGAUAUAUGAAUCAAAUCCACUCUUGAAAACCGCCAUGAGCAAAAUCCUUCCUUUGUAUAAGGAAGGCGUUAAUUGGACCGAAAAGCCUUCCAAAUCUGCAGUUAUAAAGCAAAAAUGGAGGGACUUCGUCGAAAACUCCACUCUCCACGGCAUGCAUUGUAUAAUUUCGAGUCAAACAACCUUUCGCCGCAUUAUAUGGACUUUGAUCCUUUUGGUUGGAGUUGGGUACUUUUCAUAUCAGUCCUCGGUGCUUUUGACGAAAUAUCUCAGUUUCCGUGUCACAACAAAGACAACACUUGUAUUCGAACAGGAACCCGAGUUUCCAGCGGUCACUAUUUGCAAUUUUAACAUGCUGAGGAAGUCUUUGGUAGAGAAGCACAAUUUUACAGAAAUCACAGAUCAGGUGUUGAUGAGCAAAGCUGGAGAAAAAAUUAACGACACCACUGACUGGGGUCGUUACAAGGACCUAGACGUCUUCGAAAUUUACCUGAAAGCUGGACAUGGAAUCCAAGAUAUGUUAUUUGACUGUUCGUGGAAAGGCGAAAGAUGUGGCCAUCAAAAUUUCACACCCAUUUUAACAACUAUGGGGCUGUGUCACACAUUUAACUCAGGUAAGAUAACAAUCGCAACUCACACAUUUUCUACUAACGCAUUCCAGGAGUCAAGAACUGCUUUUUUUAAAAGAAAACAAUGUAGCUCUCUGUAUGGGGCUAGAUUUGUAAUUACAAUUCAAAGUCGGCCAAAAAUUGCAGGUAAAGAUGGUCGACAAAUCUUAACAGUCAACCAUGCAGGCGCCAAGUUUGGCUUGAACCUGAAGUUAAAUAUUCAACAGUUUGACUAUUAUGGAUCUUGGACCUCUCAAGCAGGCCUUAAGGUUCUUAUUCAUCAUCACGAGACACCACCGACGGUUGAGGAGCUCGGUUUCUCUUUGGCUCCAGGAACAAGCACCCUUGCAGCAAUCAGAAAAGAAAAGGUUCAUAACCUGAGGCAUCCCUAUGAAACGAAUUGUUCAGACCAUGCCAUCGAACACCUUCCUGGUUACAGUAAAUAUACAACGCCUGCGUGUAUGCUGGCGUGCCACUCAAAAUACCUGGUUGAAAAAUGUGGCUGCAGGGACGUGAGGAUUCUUGCUGAAACGAACGCCGAAGUAUGUGGUAUACACAAAAUGGCAACCUGCCUCUUUCGUGAAUACGAAGAUUUCUAUAAGGUCUUUGGGGAACGCUGCAAGUGUCCGGUUCCCUGUGAGAUAACGUCUUUUAAAGCUGUCCUGUCUUACGCUGCCUUCCCAAGCCAUAUCUUUCUAGAGGAAAUGAUAAGAGUGAAUGUCAAAAAUGCUACAGAAGAAGAGAUAAAAGAUUUCAUUUCGAUGGUCUCUGGAAACUUCUUAGAACUUAACGUGCAUUUUCAAGACCUGAACAUGUUUGUGCUCGAGCAACAACCCGCUUACAGUAAAGAAAGUCUGCUUGGUGAAAUAGGCGGACAACUUGGCCUUUGCAUUGGUGCCAGUAUUUUGACCAUUUUGGAGUUCUGUGACGUUAUAUUCACCAUUUUGAAAAUACGGUUUGGAAGAGCUGGAUAACGUUCUCACACCAAUUUUAUAUUAGCUGUAGCCCUUCUGUAAAGAGCACUCAAUCGCCGCAUCCUCUCAGUUAUUAAAAUUUCACGAAAGUUUUCGCAGCGUGAUAAGAUAGAUAUAUUCUCAAUUAGGAUAAAUCUACUUGCGUUCUACAUUAACGAAUGCCGUUCUAUGCGUAAUAGAACUCGAGAGCGA